Hibiscus syriacus is the source of this 1207-nucleotide messenger RNA. RefSeq names its product probable prolyl 4-hydroxylase 3. Gene Ontology annotation, molecular function: L-ascorbic acid binding; iron ion binding; procollagen-proline 4-dioxygenase activity. Gene Ontology annotation, biological process: peptidyl-proline hydroxylation to 4-hydroxy-L-proline. The record is from RefSeq and is a predicted model, not a curated record. Bases 144 to 1007 code for a protein of 287 amino acids. NCBI's taxonomy places the organism in Eukaryota, Viridiplantae, Streptophyta, Magnoliopsida, Malvales, Malvaceae. Gene Ontology annotation, cellular component: endoplasmic reticulum. The transcript is spliced from 7 exons.
GUUGGUUUUCCAUUUUUCCCGUAGGAAAUUUGUUUGUCAACGUUUCUGAAUCUGAGUUCUAGCCAAAUUGGGAUUUGGUGGUUUGGUUUUAUUGGGUCGAUCUCUAGGGUUUUGAGCCGAAUGCUUUUUGUUUUGAUUCAAUAAUGGCGAAAGUGAGACAUUCUCGAUUACAAGCAAAGAAAUGGUCCACAGUAACGCUUGUGUUGUCGAUGUUGUUUAUGUUAACGGUCGUUUUAUUGAUGCUUUUGGGACUAGGGAUCUUCUCUCUUCCGAUAAGCAACGACGAUUCCUCGCCCAAUGAUCUCAAUUCUUAUAGACGCAUGGCUUCUGAAAGGGGGAAAGGCUUGGGGAAAAGAGGGGAGCAGUGGACUGAAGUCCUUUCUUGGGAGCCUAGAGCUUUCAUUUACCAUAAUUUAUUGUCCAAGGAAGAAUGUGAGUACCUAAUAAAGCUUGCUAAACCUCACAUGGCAAAAUCCACUGUUGUUGAUAGAAAAACAGGGAAAAGUAAAGAUAGCAGGGUGAGAACAAGUUCUGGUAUGUUUCUAAGAAGAGGGCAAGAUAAAAUCAUUAGGGACAUAGAAAAAAGGAUAGCGGACUACACUUUCAUUCCUGCAGAGCAUGGGGAAGGUCUUCAAGUUCUCCACUAUGAAGUUGGACAGAAAUAUGAUGCACACUUCGAUUACUUCCUUGAUGAGUUCAACACUAAAAAUGGAGGCCAGAGGAUGGCUACUAUGCUUAUGUAUUUGUCGGAUGUUGAAGAAGGGGGUGAGACAAUAUUUCCUGCAGCCAAGGGAAAUAUUAGUGCUGUGCCAUGGUGGAAUGAAUUGUCCGAAUGUGCUAAACAGGGUCUUGCAGUGAAGCCUAAGAUGGGUGAUGCAUUGCUGUUCUGGAGCAUGAGACCUGAUGCCACACUAGAUCCCUCAAGCUUGCACGGUGGAUGCCCUGUAAUUACGGGGAACAAAUGGUCGUCUACAAAGUGGAUACAUGUUGAAGAAUACAAGGGUUAAGUUUUCUGUACAAAAGGUACUUGUAAUGAGUCUCUUGCUGGGAAAGUGUACCCUUUAGACUCAGGUGUCGGAUCAAUAUUCUUUCAUUUGAUGGGUGUUUGUAUCUUUUGACAUACCUGGUUUAGAAGUACUGUAUUUUCCUAUGGUUUAGCUUGGAAAUACUUGAACUAGUGAGAAAGAUAUGAUGCCUUAUUUUGAUA